Durio zibethinus is the source of this 2051-nucleotide messenger RNA. NCBI's taxonomy places the organism in Eukaryota, Viridiplantae, Streptophyta, Magnoliopsida, Malvales, Malvaceae. The record is from RefSeq and is a predicted model, not a curated record.
CCAAAUAUACGCCAAACAAAUCGAAAUGAAAAUACCAGAAUUUUGUUCCCAUGGUUCAUGAAUAACACAUUUCAGUUUUUUUAAAGUGUUGGCAGAAUUGGAUGAAUACAAAAUCUGGUUUUGAACUGCAGAAGAGGAGUUUAAAUAUCUGUUCUUUCUUUGUUCUCCAAGAAGUAGAAUUCCCAAUAACUCUGAAAUCUGAAUUAAGCCAUAGCAUUGGAAAGGGAAUCAAUGGCUUCAGAGAAAAGUAUGGAGAAAGGGAUCCCACAAAAUUCGUCUAAAAGGCGAAAAGGGGGGUUCAUCACCUUGCCAUUCAUCAUAGCAAAUGAGGCGCUUGAAAAGGUGCCAAGCUAUGCGUUGGUGCCAACCAUGAUGCUAUACUUGAAGAGUAACUAUCACAUGACCAUUGCCGCAGGGCACAAUCUUAUAAACCUUUGGCAAGCUUUUAGCAAUUUUGCACCUAUUUUGGGUGCCUUCUUCGCUGAUUCUUACAUGGGUCGUUUUGUUACCAUUGGCUUGGGUUCAAUUUCCAGCUUCCUGGGUGUGACAAUUCUAUGGUUAACAGCCCUUUUACCACAGGCAAGGCCUCCUCCUUGUGACCCCUUAACUCAAAGCUGCAAAUCUGCAACAGCAGGCCAGCUGGGUAUCCUAGCCUGUGCCUUGUUUUUCAAGUCCAUGGGGGCGGGCGGCAUUAGGCCAUGUUCCAUGCCAUUUGGUGCUGAUCAGAUGAGCAACAAAAGCGAAAAGAGCCUGGAGAGCUACUUCAGCUGGUAUUAUGCUGCAGCAUCCCUUGGUGGUUCGCUUGGUUUGACGGUUGUCAUUUACAUUCUACAAAUAUAUGGGUGGAAGGUGGGAUAUGGAGUUUGCGCAUUUCUAAUGCUUCUGGCGGCUCUGGCGUUUUACAUUGCUUCUCCCCUCUAUGUUAAGCUGAAAGCAAGCACAAGCCUCUUCACUGGCUUUGUACAAGUUGUUGUGGUUUCUUAUAGGAAGAGAAAUCUCCCAUUUCCAUCUCAAAAAUCAGGUUACCAUCACGGAGAGGAUUCAAAAAUUAUUUUCCCAAGUGAGAAAUUAACGUUUAUGAACAAAGCGUGCAUCAUUACAAAUACUGAACAGGAGAUAGGCCCAGAUGGAUUGGCUUUGGACCCCUGGAGACUCUGCACAGUUCAGAAAGUCGAAGAGCUUAAAGCACUUCUUAAGGUCUUACCAAUAUGGUCUACAGGGAUCGUGAUGGCGAUAGCUGGAAGCCAACACUCGUUUCCGGUACUCCAAGCUAGUACCAUGAACAGGCAAGUUUUUGGAGGCUUCCAGAUACCAGCAGCCUCUUUAACCGUGAUCGUCUACGGCAUUGCAGUGGUUUGGGUUGUUCUUUAUGAGCGUGUGAUAAUUCCAUUGGCAUCAAAGAUCAAGGGUAAACAAGUAUAUAUCAGUGUUAACUUGAGGAUGGGACUUGGUUUAUUCCUCUCGGUCAUAGCCUUGGGAUUUACAGCAAUGGUUGAGAAUGCCAGACUAGGCAAAAUAAUCCAGGAGGGGCAUGUCAAAGAUCCUAGUGCAAUAGUAAAUAUUUCAGUAAUGUGGCUUCUCCCACAGUAUAUCGUGAUGGGCGUGGCUGAGGCUUUGAGUACACUUGGGCAAUUCGAGUUUUAUCAUCGGGAGUUCCCAAAGACCAUGUCAAGCAUUGGUAAUUCCCUGUUCUUCCUGUCACUGGCAUUGGCACACUUACUGAGUAGUGCUCUCUUUAACAUUGUCAACCAGACUACUUCACCGAGUUGGGUUGCAGACAAUCUUAAUGAGGCUCGCUUCGACAAUUACUACUGGCUUCUUGCAGGGUUGAGUCUUGUCAACGUGUUUUAUUACAUCAUUUGUAUCAGUUCUUAUGGAUCCACCUCAGAUGUCAUGGAUGAAGGAUAUGUAUCAGAGGAGGAGUAAUAAACCUUAGAGUAGUCAGGUUUGGGGAUGAAGGAAUUAAAAAGCUCGGACGAGCAAAAAGACUUAUCUCGGUCGGUCUUGGAUCUUGCCAGCCUGGUUUAUGGUUUGGCAGGCUAUCGAGCCCU